AUGGCCGCAGCCAUGCAGCUCGCAUUGGCCAGCUCCACAGAUGAGGUGUACGAGGCGUGCAAGGACCCAGAGACGGGUGUUUACGACUUCCUCAGACACAUGGCGUUGAGACGUUCCUACGUGUCCGUUUUCGCAGUAGACCACCAAGGCGCCCUUUUGCUAUUCGAUGGCCACAAACACUUCGUAGCAGAAGGCGGGUUCACAGAGCACACGGAGUUCGUGCGAGGCCUCCUCUCGGACGGAUGGCUCGCCCCACUGAAGGACGAGGCCAAAGGGGGGAAAAAGGCGCCAGGCCGGAGGCGCCCCGCGCCCAAGCGUUCCUUGGAGCUCCAGGCGAUGCUUCGGGCGCCAGACGAGCCGCCCGAGCCGACAAUGACGGAGAGAUCGAGGGCCGAUGGCGCGCGCGGCGAUGCCCCUGCGCCUGGCGUCGUCGAUGAGGCGGAGGCCCCUACUUCGGUGCCCUGCGGGCCGUCCCACGGCGAGCGCCCGCCUGAUCCGCCUGAAGGGUUGCGACCAGGCGAUGGGGUUUGCAUCGCUCGGACUGGGCGCGGCUGGCGUUGCGAGCGGCCCAAGAAACACGGUGACUACUGCGCGCAGCACGCGAAGCAGGUCACGACGGCUGGCUACCGGCACGACUUGGCCAAAGGGCUAAAGCGCGCCUUCCUCGACGCGGCCCGGUCCUUCCGUCUGAGACAGGCUGCCGAGGAGAAGGCGCAACUAAAGGUCGCCAUCCAGAGGUCUCUACAAGAUGGAGAGGCCGCGCGGCAGAGGCAGGAGCGCAGCCUGGAAAUCUUAGCGCCGCGGCUUCGAGAAAGAGGGUUGGUCCGCUUAGAGACGGAACCUCUGGGCAAUUGCCAAUUUCUCGCAGUGGCGCGGAGCGCCGGCUUGGCAGACUCCCACGAGAGCUUGAGAGAGCAAGCUUGCGAUUACAUGUCGACGCUGAAGGACAUGUUCAUGGGCUUCGCAGGCGUGGACGACCUCGACUACGACGCCUACGUCGCGGACAUGCGCAAGGACGGCACGUGGGGUGACGAGCUCACCCUCACGGCGCUCGCGCACCUUCUCAUGCGCCCCAUCUUCGUGAUCAGCGACACGACGGACCCCGCGUACGUGCUCGAGGCGCUCCCGCCGGCAGCGGUCUCCCGGCGCGCAUGGGGCCCCGAGAUCUGGGUGGUCCACCAGGGCGAGCGGCACUACGAGGCGACGGCGCCAGCACCAGCGCCGGCUUCGGAGGAGAACGAGCCCAGGCAGGGCGCAGGAGAGUGA
This is a messenger RNA of Prorocentrum cordatum, 1266 nucleotides long. The record is from the annotation of a GenBank genome assembly. NCBI's taxonomy places the organism in Eukaryota, Dinophyceae, Prorocentrales, Prorocentraceae.